Molecule: messenger RNA, 684 nt
Organism: Lasiosphaeria miniovina
Lineage: Eukaryota; Fungi; Ascomycota; Sordariomycetes; Sordariales; Lasiosphaeriaceae
Exons: 3
Coding region: 1-684 (227 amino acids)
Biological process (GO): cardiolipin biosynthetic process
Cellular component (GO): membrane; mitochondrion
Molecular function (GO): cardiolipin synthase (CMP-forming) activity; CDP-diacylglycerol-glycerol-3-phosphate 3-phosphatidyltransferase activity
Source: RefSeq, a predicted model, not a curated record
AUGCGCUGGCACGGGCGCUGUCCAACGAGCAUGAAGGCGAUCAGUCGCGAAAAUAUUUACACCAUCCCCAACUGGCUGACCGCCUCGCGACUAGUGGCUGCCCCGUUCGUCGGCUACUGCAUUCUGCACGACCACUAUGCCUGGGCGCUUGGUCUGUUUGCUUACGCCGGCAUCACCGACCUGCUCGACGGGUGGAUCGCCCGCAGGUGGAACCUCGGGACCGUCGUCGGCACUGUCAUUGACCCCAUGGCCGACAAGAUUCUCAUGACAGUGCUGACGGUGGCGCUGGCCACCAAGGGCGCCCUACCAUUCUGGCUUGCCGGACUGAUUCUCGGCCGCGACUUUGCCCUCGGCAUCGCCGCCAUCUACUACCGAUGGAUCUCGCUGCCGCCGCCCAAGACCAUGGCGCGCUACUGGGACUUCUCCCUACCCUCUGCCGAGGUCCGGCCUACCACCAUCAGCAAGUACAACACGGCCCUGCAGCUCGGGCUCAUGGGUCUGACGACUGUCGCUCCCGUGGUGCCCUCGCUGGAUCUAGGCACACCGCUAGGCGUGAUGCAAUACGUAGUUGCCGUGACUACCGUCUGGAGUGGCGCUAGCUAUGUCUACAGCAAAGACGCCGUCAAGAUACUCUCGCAGCCACAACAAGGUGAGGCUGAAGAGAAUGAGCAGACUAAGAAGUGA